AUGAGCGCAAACGAUAAGAAUAAAGUAAACUGCAGCACUGAGAGAUUUGCCGGAAAGAGUAAAAACGCAAUCACACAUCCCGCCAAAAGCGAAAAAACUGAAAUUAUCUUAAAUUUGGCCAUUAGCGACACUGUUUCCCGGACUUUUAACUCCAGUAACAACGCCAUCGCCUUUGACGAGUUUAUCAGUAUUAAAAAUGAAAAACUGACCAAAAUGCCCAUUAAACACCAAAUUAAGUUAUUCGUGUCUAAUUUUGAGCCAGGCUCUUCCCCAACUCUAUCACCCGGUAGUAAAUCAAGUGUAUAUAACAUGGUAUAA
This is a messenger RNA of Theileria parva strain Muguga, 318 nucleotides long. RefSeq lists its product as uncharacterized. The transcript has 2 exons. Bases 1 to 318 code for a protein of 105 amino acids. The record is from RefSeq and is a predicted model, not a curated record. NCBI's taxonomy places the organism in Eukaryota, Apicomplexa, Aconoidasida, Piroplasmida, Theileriidae.